Messenger RNA from Adineta steineri, 1197 nucleotides. Lineage: Eukaryota; Metazoa; Rotifera; Eurotatoria; Adinetida; Adinetidae. The record is from the annotation of a GenBank genome assembly.
AUGUCUACAUCUCAAAAUCGGGGUUACAGUGGUUAUGGUAAUGGUAAUUCAUUCCUUGAUAAAUACCGUAAUGAUGGAUCACGAGGCGGUUGUCAACAAUGUAAUACAUCGGGAAGUAGUCAAUCUCAACAACGUACAAACUAUGCUUCAACACAACCGCAAAGCUAUAGCGGUAAUUUUGACACAUCAACAUUACGGGCUGUAGGAAAUGUUAUUCAUGAUGAACGUUUUGGUAAUGAAAUUCUUGCUCGUGCUGGUCCAAGUCACCAAUAUCAACGUGCAGAUUAUCGUACUCAUGAAGUUAUUGCACCCGAUAAUCGAUUGGAAAAUUUAAAUAUUCAAUCCGAUAGUGAUCCAAUACGUGUUGUAAAACCAUCCGAUCAAAAUAUUCAUUAUAAACAACAGGUCAAUGUACGCUUUUUGGAACCACCACCGGGACCUGAACCAGCACCUAUUAUUAUCAAGGAACGACAAGCACCAGCUCCACCUCUUCAACCACCACUCGUUAUUCGACAACGUCCACCAACUCCACCAACACCUCCACCACUUAUUAUUCGUGAACGUCCACCAACUGCACCGGUUCAACAACAACCACAAAUUAUUGAAAAAAUUCUUCCAGCACCACCAGCUGCACCACGUCAAGUUAUUGUUGAACGACUUCCACCCGCACCACCAAAACCACGUCAAGUUAUUUAUGAAAAAUGGUUGCCUUAUCAAGAAACUAAGGAACGACCAGUUAUUGUCGAACGAGCACCAGCUCAGGAAAUAAUUCGAGCACCAAAAAAUUUAAUUAUCGAAUAUGAACAACCAAGAGCUCAUCAUGAACAAAUUAUUAUUGAUGAAGGUGUCUUUCGUGCUGAUCCUCUAUCGCACAAUGCAACAAGUACUAUGGGUGAAGUACGAAUUGUUGAUAAAAUAACUGAUUUACCAGUGAAUUAUUCAAAAUAUUUAACAAAUCGUCGUCCUCAAACAGGUCAAGUUCGACAAUCAUCAUCAUAUGAAAAUGUUUCUGAUCAAUAUCAACAAGCACCUCAACAACAGUUUAGUCAAACUGAACCGGCACAACAAUAUCGUACAACAACUUACAAUUAUCCAGGUGCCUAUUCAACAACUUAUCGCUCAUCAUAUACAAAUCAAAGUGGUAAUCGAGGUGGAAAUGGUGGAGGCCAAUCAGGAGCUUAUUCAAAAUAUGUUUAA